Molecule: messenger RNA, 1374 nt
Organism: Lachancea sp. 'fantastica'
Lineage: Eukaryota; Fungi; Ascomycota; Saccharomycetes; Saccharomycetales; Saccharomycetaceae
Source: the annotation of a GenBank genome assembly
AUGCCUUCAAUGAGCCAUGACAAGCAGGAACAAUCGUUAAUGUUGAAGGCUGGAGCUAAGGAUUCAAAACAGCAAGUUCGAACGCGAUCCAGGACCAACUCGAGUAGUGAAGGAUCAGCCAAUUCCGGAUUGACAUCUGAAGUAAUGACACCAAAUGCGAGCCCAAGAAACAAAUAUACACACAUAACGAUUCUGAAAUCUUUGAACAACACUUUUGAAACCAAAAUACUGGUGGUACCUUUUAAACCGGACGGUUUGAAACUGGGCAGACCAAUUGCCAAUUCUACACUGCCACAAGGCGCAAAACAAGACCUGCAAUCGCAGGUGAGACCCGAUAACGGGAACUUUGAUUCGCGGGUGCUGUCAAGAAACCAUGCUUCUCUAAGUUGUGAGCCGUUUUCCGGGAAAAUCUAUAUACGGGACCUCAAGUCCUCCAACGGUACUUUUGUCAACGGAACGCGAAUUACGCAAAACGACGUGGAACUUCAAGUCGGGGAUAUCAUCGAUUUGGGAACAGAUAUCGAUGCCAAAUUCGAGCACCGCAAGAUCAGUGCUCUGGUAGAGGAUAUAUCUGUGAUUCCGCUGAUACACGACGAAGACGUCCUUCUCAACGGAGUCGACAGCACACUGGGGACGUCUUCUAACGGUUUGUCCGGCAAAAACCAUGCGGUCGCACCCAAUGCACAACGAGCAGCGUUUGCAGCUGCAAUGUUUGGAGACGUUAAUAAUCUCGAUCUGGAAGGGUCAUUGCUAGGAUCGGAAACAGAAGUUUUAAGUGGUAUAUUCAUCAAUAACUCCAUCGGAACAAGUCCGAACCUCAUCAAUGUGAUCAAGACUCUGGUUACCGAGAUAUCACUAGAGAAGCUUGAAUAUGAGAAAAUGAAGUCCAUUGAGAGGUUUUUGAUUCAGUUUUCCACUAGUUUCGAACACAUCAACAGGCUCCGAGUAGAGAAUAACGACCUGCAACUUGUGCAUUUACAGAACGCACUCAAGCAAAAACUUAAUGAGAAACACGAAGCAUCGGCCCUGGCGCAUGCAGAGCGGCUCAACGAGGUCAAACAAGAAAACAAACAUUUGCGGAACCAAUUGGUUGACGCCGAGAAGCAUGAGUCUGACGAGAUAGCAGGCUUGAAACGAGAAAUCGAAGACCUCAACACAAGACUCGAGGUGGAGAAGUUCAAGAACGCUCAACUACGAAAAAAUACAGAGGACUUGGGAGUUCCGACAAAACGUUCUCGGGAAGGACAGCCGUUGAGUACAGCCGACAACUUUUCGAAAAAAACUGGCGUAAAAAGAAACAGAUCCACAAUACUCUUGAGCGCUUUCACGAUAGGGGUUUUCGCAGCUGCGUUCCAAUACAGCUCGAAGAAAUGA